Choloepus didactylus (southern two-toed sloth) is the source of this 1222-nucleotide messenger RNA. RefSeq names its product 14-3-3 protein beta/alpha-like. Gene Ontology annotation, biological process: signal transduction. Bases 164 to 676 code for a protein of 170 amino acids. NCBI's taxonomy places the organism in Eukaryota, Metazoa, Chordata, Mammalia, Pilosa, Megalonychidae. The record is from RefSeq and is a predicted model, not a curated record. Gene Ontology annotation, cellular component: cytoplasm. The transcript has 3 exons.
GGAGCUGCCGCCCCCGCCGCCGCCGAUUCCCGAGCCUGGGUAGCUGGUGCCGCCGACCCCGCCGCCGCCGCCGCGCUGCCUGCGGAGCGGGCUUGGGAAGGAAGCGGCCGUAGCCCUCGGAGCUUCGUUCGGAAGCGCUUUGCCUCCUGCAGCCCUCCACAGAAUGACCGUGGAUAAAAGUGAGCUGGUACAGAAAGCCAAGCUUGCCGAGCAGGCUGCGCGCUAUGAUGAUGUGGCUGCAGCCACGAAGGCCGUCACGGAACAGGGGCACGAGCUCUCCAGUGAGGAGAGAAAUCUGCUCUCUGUCGCCUGCAAGAAUGUGGUAGGUGCCCGCCACUCUUCCUGGCAUGUCAUCUCCAGCAUGGAACAGAAAACCGAGAGGAAUGAGAAGAAACAGCAGAUGGGCAAAGAGUACCGUGAGAAGAUAGAGGCGAAACUGCAGGACAUCUGCAACGAUGUUCUGGAGCUGUUGGACAAGUAUCUUAUUCCCAGUGCUAGGCAACCAGAAGUGAAAGAAUCCAGACUGCUCUGUGUGCACGUUGGAACUACAAAGAGAAAGGAGCCUUCCCCAGAGAGGUGCUUGCAGAAAACAACUGCCUUUGCCUCUCCCACCAUGGCUUUGGAAAUUCUGUACAACAAGAUCAUUACCAAAAACAAAACAGAAAAUUACUCAUGAGGAUGAGUUUUGUUGUCAACUGCUGCUGAUUCAUUUCUUUCAAUGACAGAACUGGCCAAGAGUUUGGUUUCAGUUUCUAACAAAAAGUUACCUGUUUGUAUGUUCAUCUUCAUUCUCCAUUAAGAAAAAUCUCACAGGAUUUGGUGCCUUCAGUUCCAAGAUGAUUCCUGAUCUAGAGGUGCUUCAGACAACUUGAAAUUGACCCUUAGAGCAGGCACAGUGCACACACAUCCAUUGCCCUGGGAAAUUAUAGAUGAGUUGAGAGAUCUGUGGUUAAAUCAGUAGCCAAAAAGCCAUAAUUCCAUUAAUCCUAUACAGCCUGCAAAAUGAAGAGUGAGACCUCACAGCAGUAUCAAGAAUGUACGGGGACUUGAGCUGGCCAGAAAUGUUGCCACCCCCCCACCUUGCUUCUCAACAGUUGGAGGCUCAUGUAGAAACUCUGCAGCAUAUCACUGUUGCCCACAGUUAACAGGGUUGACCAGUGUUCUGCAUUCUUACCCAUUCCAUCUUGGAUUGUUCAUCAUGUGGGUGUUCUCAGUCCCCCCA